ACCCUGCUCUGGGCAGAGGACCUCUCUGCAGCUCUUGAAGUCUCUCCUGCUCCACCACAAACAGCAUCUCACCAGCUGGGGAAGCGCUGGAUUGCCUGGGGGGGACUGCAGAAGGUUGGGUGCACAGAUGAAUAAAAAUUCUUCCAACAUAAUGGCUUUGGCCUCUAACGUUUCUAACAAAAGAGAGGCAGUGUGCAUAUUUGGAACUGGAGAUUUUGGAAGAGCUCUGGGGCAUAAAUUGGUUCAGUCCGGCUACCCUGUGGUGUUCGGAAGCCGGAGCACACAGACAUCCAGCCUGAUCCCUAAGGAUGCGGAGGUGUUGAGCCACGCGGAGGCGGCGCAGAAAGCCGCCAUCAUCAUCAUCGCAAUCCAGAGGCAACAUUACAGCUUCCUUGCACCACUAGCAGAAAUCCUCCGUGGAAAAGUCCUGGUGGACAUAAGCAACAACGUAAAAAUAAACCAGUAUCCUGAGUCCAACGCGGAGUACCUCGCCCAGCUGGUGCCUGGCGCAAAGGUUGUGAAAGCCUUCAACACCGUGUCAGCCUGGGCCCUGCAGUCGGGCACGCUGGAUGCCAGCCGGCAGGUGUUUGUCUGUGGCGAUGACAUGGAAGCUAAACAAAUGGUGAUGGAUAUUGUUCGUGCCCUGGGUCUCACUCCAUUAGAUCAGGGAUCCCUCUUGGCUGCUCAGGAAAUAGAAAAUUACCCUCUGCAGCUCUUUCCAAUGUGGAAGUUUCCCAUCCUUUUGUCCCUUGGCCUAACCGCAUUCUUCUUCUUCUACUGUUUGAUUCGCGAUGUAAUUUACCCUUAUGUUUGUGAAAACAAAGACUUGUCAUUUUUUAUUGCAAUUUCCAUUCCAAAUCGGAUCUGCCCUAUAUUGGCACUCAUCCUUCUUGCCUUGGUUUAUCUUCCCGGUGUAUUUGCUGCAAUUAUUCAGUUAUAUCGAGGUACCAAAUACAGCCGUUUCCCAGACUGGCUGGACAAAUGGAUGCUCUGUAGGAAACAACUUGGACUAGUAGCCUUGGCAUUUGCUUCUCUGCACGUUUUGUACACUCUUGUUAUCCCAACUCGAUCCUUCGUAAGAUGGAGAAUCAGCAGUCAAACCGUCUCCCAGGCACUGAACAAUAAAACAGAACCACUCAACACCACUAAUGCCUGGCUUAGUGACUCUUAUUUGGCUUUGGGAAUUUUAGGAUUUUUUUUCUUUGUUCUUCUGGGAAUAACUUCCUUGCCUUCAGUCAGCAACAACGUCAACUGGAGAGAAUUUCGAUUUGUACAGUCCAAACUGGGGUACCUGACGCUGGUUUUGUGCACUGCCCACACCCUGGUUUAUGGUGGAAAGUGGUUCCUGAGCCCAUCAUCGUACAGAUGGUAUCUUCCAAGUGCCUACAUGCUCUCCCUCGUUGUUCCGUGCGUUGUACUGGUGGCCAAAUUUGUGCUGAUCUUCCCUUGCCUAGACAAACCUCUCACACGGAUUCGCCAGGGCUGGGAGAGAAACCCCCGCUACUCGGAACCGUCAAAUUACGUCAUCAACAAGUCUGCUGUAUAAUUAGACUAGCCUGUAAUACCAAAAAUAAGAAAAAAAAAAAAAAAUAUUAUGAAGGCAUAUCAAAGUGAAGUCCUGAGGCUCCUUUACCUGCAGAGUGAGAGAAAAAGUGAAAAACUUGGCCAGGCCCUGAGUGAAAUAAAGCCACCCCGAUGACAAGCUUAAAAUGGAAAUCAGGUGGGGCCAGUGAGUUCCUGCAGCCUAGGCAUGCUCUCACACAGGUGCAGGCUCUCUCUUUUAUUCUGUAAUUUCCCCCUUCACCCUCCAUUCCUAAGAAGGGUCUGAGAGAAGUAAGUGGUGCUCCACAUCCCUCCUCUGUCUUUCCAAACCUCCUCCAGGGCUGGACAGAACCAGCGUAACCUUUGGUGUUAGAUGGCAUCUGCUCCUCUUCCCUAUCCUGCCCAUUGAGACUCAGGUCUACGUGCACUCACACGCACCCACCCAGAUCCACGUGCACAAAGACACAGGAUGGAUGCUGGCUGAGGAAGAGCUCUCUUCCUUCCAGCAUUAGUUUAUCCUCCAUUAUCACCUGAUCCAAAAGAGACCUAUGUUCAUACCUUAGUGACAGCUGAGCAAGAUUUGUUUGGUUUCUGCACAGGAACUUUAACACUCAAAGUGUAUGGGCCAAGGAUUACUGAAUCCUUGCUUGUCCUGCUCUACCAGAAACUCAGGUAGCAAGAAGAUGGAGGAGAGACCAAACUGCCAGAAAGACGUGAGAUGUGCUCACAAGCCUAAGCUUCGCUACAGGCACAGGCAAAAAAUGGCCAGUGAUUUCUUGUGCAAGCAGUGAGUUGUAAGGAAAGAAACUGAAGGAAAAUCAUAUUAUAUCAGAGGGUUGUAUUAUACAUCAUGGUUAUAUCUCAUGAAGAGAAUAUUGUUGAUUUUUCAGAAAUUAAAUAUUUAGAUGCAAGAUUACAGAUGUUCUAUGAAAACAUACAUAUUUUAACCACAAUAAAGAUUUUUUUUUUUA
Calidris pugnax (ruff) is the source of this 2513-nucleotide messenger RNA. It is a transcript of the gene STEAP4, whose product is annotated as STEAP4 metalloreductase. Gene Ontology annotation, biological process: copper ion import. Lineage: Eukaryota; Metazoa; Chordata; Aves; Charadriiformes; Scolopacidae. Gene Ontology annotation, cellular component: plasma membrane; endosome. Gene Ontology annotation, molecular function: ferric-chelate reductase (NADPH) activity; cupric reductase (NADH) activity. The transcript has 5 exons. The record is from RefSeq and is a predicted model, not a curated record. The coding region runs from base 128 to 1546 and encodes 472 amino acids.